GGAUGUAAGAUACGGUUACAACUCAUAUAAAGGGUCAAUGUCGAUGUUGAAGCAAAAGAAAAUAGGAACCGGAUUCAGGAUCAGGGAUGAUUGGAAUGUUGAGAAAACACAGGAGAAAUAUUCUACAAGGACUAGCGGUGAUUGGGGUUACAACUCUGUGUUUCAUGAUCCUUGAGAAAUGUGUUAAAGACCAGCAAGAAAUGUAUAACAAAGAACGUGCAAGACUCUGGUUAAUGGCAAGACAUGAAAUCGAUGGAACCAUUACACUUAAUGGCACUGUGAGACCAAAUCGUUGUGAUGAAUGUUUUAAAUUUCAUUACAGAAUGCUUAAAGAAUAUCCUGAAACUUGCAAAAAUCCAGGAAACAUUCAAUUAGUGCUGUUGAUAUCCACAACUCCUAAGGCUCUGAAGAGGCGAAUGGUUAUAAGGGAAACUUGGCUCACUUAUGCAAAGAAAAACUUAGCCAAUGUUCGUUAUGCCUUUAUUUUAGGGGCCAUUCAUGAUGUUAACUUACAAGAAAUGAUAGACGAGGAGGAUAAAUACUAUAAAGAUUUUGUGCAGGGGGAUUUCCCAGACAACUAUUACACACUAACCAUAAAAACUCUUCUAGGUUAUCACUGGGCAGCAAAACACUGUCCAAAUGACACGUUCGUUGUCAAAACAGAUGAUGAUGUGUAUAUUAAUAUUCCAGCAAUGUUAGACAUCACAACAAAGCAUGGAACUCAACUACAGCAUUCCAUUGGAGGAUUUUGUAGGGAAGACAUCGGACCAGUUAGGGAUAUUGAAUCCAAGUACUACGUGUCCUAUGCGGAAUAUCCCUCAGAAAAGUUCAAAGGUUAUUGUUCUGGGACUGGGUAUGUGACCAGUAUGAAUGUUGUCAAAAAAGUAGCCCAGAUUUCAAAAAACAUUCCAUUUUUUCACUUAGAGGAUGUUUAUAUAGCAUUCUGCAUAGAAGAACUGAAAUUUUCAUUGUAUCAUAUUGAUGGUUUUAACACAGUGUAUGAAGAGGAUAAAUACACAACCUUGUGCUCAUUAAAAAGUGAUUCUGUUGUUGUAUUGCACAAUUUUAAGAAAAGACCAUCAUUUUUACUAGAAAUAUGGAAUGUUUUAUGUUAUACAGAAUCUUGAACUUUUUUAUACUUCUGAAUUCAGGGAGAAGAUUUUUUUGAAACAUACCAAA
Messenger RNA from Saccostrea echinata, 1179 nucleotides. RefSeq names its product beta-1,3-galactosyltransferase 5-like. Lineage: Eukaryota; Metazoa; Mollusca; Bivalvia; Ostreida; Ostreidae. The transcript has 2 exons. Gene Ontology annotation, molecular function: hexosyltransferase activity. The record is from RefSeq and is a predicted model, not a curated record. Bases 87 to 1127 code for a protein of 346 amino acids. Gene Ontology annotation, cellular component: membrane.